Trichomycterus rosablanca is the source of this 1456-nucleotide messenger RNA. RefSeq names its product cytokine inducible SH2-containing protein (gene cisha). NCBI's taxonomy places the organism in Eukaryota, Metazoa, Chordata, Actinopteri, Siluriformes, Trichomycteridae. Gene Ontology annotation, cellular component: phosphatidylinositol 3-kinase complex. The transcript has 3 exons. The record is from RefSeq and is a predicted model, not a curated record. The coding region runs from base 418 to 1089 and encodes 223 amino acids. Gene Ontology annotation, molecular function: 1-phosphatidylinositol-3-kinase regulator activity. Gene Ontology annotation, biological process: phosphatidylinositol phosphate biosynthetic process; intracellular signal transduction.
AGAAUGGUUCAGGCUGGAUGAUGAGCUGAUGGCGUCAGAGGCGCUGCUGACACAAGCGGGCUGUUUCUGAGAAACCUCGUUCCUGGAAGUCAGGCGGAAUUGCCAAGCCAAAAGCCACAGUUGUUUCGGCUGCAGUUUUAUCGUGCUAGUCUGAUCAAACCCCCCUCACAAACACAAAGAGUGCUGCCUCAGCUCCAGCACCAGCACCAGCACCAGCUCUCAUCCCGUCCUGGACACGGAGAUUCGGUUCGAAUUCGGUUCGAGUUCAACCGGCGUGUUUUUUUCCCCCAAACUGAAGAGAUCUACCAUACUGAAACACUACGAUCUGGAUUCGGGUUUGUUGAAUAUAAAAAAGGACAAAGCAGAAUCGCCUGAGAAACUUUCAGAAAGCUCAAGGAAGCAGAUUUUUCACAUAAAAUGAUUCUCUGCGUCCAAGGUCCCAGAGCUCUGUUAGCAGACUCACAGUCUCAAGUGGUUCCACUGGGCGUUUCAGUCCUCUCUGCUUCACCACAUUGCCUUCGCAACGCAUCCAAACUCUGGGACCACAGCAAAGACCUACACACCAUUGCCAGCACCUUUUGCUACCUCGAUGCCUCAGGGUGGUACUGGGGCACCAUUACAGCCAGCGAGGCUCAUUCUCUCCUCGAGGCGGCUCCAGUGGGCACAUUCCUGAUCCGGGACAGCAGCCACCCUCUGUACUUGUUGACUCUAUCUGUGAAAACAGGACGCGGUCCCACCAACGUGCGGAUCGAGUACAGCCACGGACGCUUCCAGCUGGACUCCAGCUCACCAGCCCGAGCGCGCGUUCUCUCUUUCCCCGACGUACUGAGCCUCGUGCAGCACUACGCCACCUCGGCAAAGGGCAAAGACUCGGCACAGGAGACCGAAUGUGACCCCGUGACCCCUCCGGUGCCUAAAGAAUGCGCGGUGCUGCUCAAGCUGAAACGUCCACUGAGCAGACCUCAAGCGUUUCCUUCCUUACAGCAUCUUGCACGCUUGACUAUUAAUCAGUGCACAGCCUGCCCAGAUAUGCUGCCUCUACCCAAGCCUUUAGUGCAGUACCUACAGGAUUACCCGUUCCAGCUCUGACAUCACUAUGGAGGCGCACAACAGGGACAGCAGCGUCAUUCAGGAAAAUUACACAGGCACUUGAAGCAAACAAAAGCUCAUUUCCAGAGAAUGAGAUGGGACGUUCGGUGGAAACUAAGAGACUUGUUAAUGACUUUUGAUGAGACAUUUACAGCCAAGCAAUGCCAGUAUCCUAAUGAUGUUUAAAAGUAGAGGCAAAUAACUGACCUUUCUACAAAAUACACCACAUACUGUUUGGUAAAUGUUAUGGAAAUAAGAAGGGUAACUGAAUGUGUUGCUCACUAUAGCUUUUGCCUAGGAUCACGUCACUUAUUUAAUUAUCAGUCAGAUUAUUAGAAUUAGAAAUUCACACACUUCCUUUUAUGUA